AUGGGGAAUGGACAUGAAGCACUCCGAGAUUUCAUCAACCACAUUCUGGAUUCAAAACUGAUGAGAUUUCCAGAGAGUCAGGGAGAGAUUUACACUGAUUGAGACUUCUGCCUGAAUAUGCAAUGCGUAAGUAACCCGAAGAAAGGGCUGUGAGUAGGUUUUGUUACAGGGCUCUGUUUUUGAGGAGCAGGAACAAAAUAACCUAGGUUAUUCUGAUUAACUGGGGGAAAAAAUUGUCUAAUUUAGAUGAUUUUUUUAAUCUGAAGUUAAUAGCCUGCUCUUGAUGUCCCGUUUGUCAGAAACUGAGUCUGGUACCAAACGGUAGCUGUGAGGAGAGGAUGCUCGUGACCCAAUAGGAGACUUCAAACGGCGAAUACAACCUUCAAAUCCAAAUCAACACGAGGACGACAGUUACAAGUCUUAAGUCUUCAGCUCCACGAAUGGUGGGUGGGCCAGUUCUUGCUAUGGGUACCGAAUCUGCUAGCAUGAUUGGGAACAACUUCAUUGCCUGUGUGAAGAUC
Tuber aestivum (summer truffle) is the source of this 521-nucleotide messenger RNA. NCBI's taxonomy places the organism in Eukaryota, Fungi, Ascomycota, Pezizomycetes, Pezizales, Tuberaceae. The record is from the annotation of a GenBank genome assembly.